AUGUAUGCUAUAGCGCUGUACUUUGCAUCUUAUGCUCUUUCGCCUUCAGAUUUAAGGCACUUCUUGGAUAGCCAUCACCAUAUGGGCAUUCGAGCCCUAAAUCUCCGAACAAGUUUGCAGAUAAUCCGGUUUUGUUCGGAAGCACUCGACUGCAAGGCUUUUGAAAACCCCUACUAUGAUACCAAUCCCAUCCUUGCUGAGAUCACAGGUGAAGGAGAACUCGUGACACAAAAACGCAGGUUGCAUGAUACCUUGUUCUGGACGCAACCAACUGAUCAAAUUGGCGACCGAUUCAAUUAUGAAAACGAAGCCCAGUAUUAUAUCUGCCUACUUGCUAGGCUUGGGAGUGAUGAGGUACUUCACACAUGUUGGUCUCACUUCUUGAAGAACAUUCAGCCUGAAAACUAUCAAAGCUGCAUUGCUGCCUAUGAGGUAGUGCUGGCUCUAGUCCGAAAUGUUCAGUCUGAAAUAGCAGUGAAAUGGUUGGAAGAUAUCUCUCAACAUUGUGGUGAUAACCUACCAUUCAUUGCGAAGUUUUCCAAUGUUCGAUCCCUCCUUAGUGACCCUGUUGUGGGCGAGGCGCUGCCUGACCUAGUGAGGGGAGAGGACUACCUCGAACUACUCGAGGUUUGCCUUGAGGACAUGGAUCGAAGGACAGGUGUUCAAUGGAGCCCUGAAAGCCAAAGGCAUUUCAGUACGGCCUUGGACCCCUCAGAAUCAAUCUGGGAAGCAUUUGAUGAUCAACUUUUACCAAAAGUCGACAACAAAUCCGUUGACUCCGACCAUGGAGGACAGUUGUAUGCAGAACUUCUGGUUCAUGGCUGCUCCAAGUCUCCGGCUGCACUGGGCAGGGUCGCAGAUCUGUUGAAUGACCACGGCGGACAGCCCCAAACGAUCGUCACUCGUCUUGAUUGCAAUGUAGCACGGCUUGAUGAACUUCGCUCCAAGUUUGAAUCCCUCGAACUCCGCUGGGUACCAGAGCACUCACCGAUUGAAUUUUCUAACUCCCAAAUUCCGGCGCUGCAUGAUUUGUCUGAGCCUAUGACGCCAUCUACCCUAGGCCUUAUUCGGGCUCGUUUCAUCAUUCAAGGAGUUCCUCAAAUGGGGAUCGACAACUUACAUUUGAUGCAACUUGGCUCCAUGGAUAUGCGGUAUGGCCCAGACGAACCAUGGCAACGAUCAGGCUACAUCGUGGUUUGGGACCGUCAUUACGGGGAACUCCUCGGGCUUUAUGUUGGGCAGAACAACGGGGUCAUUGACUGCGGACCAGCACCCUCAGAUGGCCCUCUUGGUGCCUUGAUGCAUCUCGGACUCCCAGGCAAUCGUAACGAGCGAAUAUUUGGUCGCCUUCAUGCUCGGAAUUGCUUGGGUCCUUACUAUCUGGAUGUAGAUCCAAGUGAAGAUUUAGAGUGUUGA
Messenger RNA from Penicillium mononematosum, 1416 nucleotides. RefSeq lists its product as uncharacterized. The transcript has a single exon. The record is from RefSeq and is a predicted model, not a curated record. Lineage: Eukaryota; Fungi; Ascomycota; Eurotiomycetes; Eurotiales; Aspergillaceae. Bases 1 to 1416 code for a protein of 471 amino acids.